UAAAUACACGCGCCAUCCCCCAAACCCGGUCUUUUCAUUUCCUCGUCCAAUUUUGCACAGACGGAUCGAGCGAGAGAGACGUAGGGAGGGGAAGAAGAGUGAUAGACAGCGAUGACGAGUUGUUCUUCUCUCUUCGUCGUCCUAUCAACCGUAUUCUCUCUCUUCUUCUCGACUCUGGUGCUUAUCCGUACUUCUGCUGCACUCGAGGUCCCCGCUCUCAAAGGCGUACACCCUGGACAACCGAUUCUGGACGUUACACCAUCCCCACUCUCUGGCCUUUCACCUGGCCCUGGCAGCAAAGAUGUUUUGUCUUGUGAACGGGUCCAAAUAUCUGGGCAAUCACGGGUGAAACUUGGAAGCUAUCCAAAUGCACUCCGUGUCCUUGUAGUUCCUUCAGCUUCAACUCCAGAUAGACUGCAUAGUAGAAUUCAGAUUUGCUUCCAUCGUAAUGCUUCACUUGGAUAUUGUCGAUGUGAAAAAGAUGACUGGAAGGCCAUUCAUAAAGGGAUGUGGAGCUCUUUCAUGUCACCUUAUGAAUAUAGAUAUGUUGAUUUGAAGCUUACUGGUGAAGUUUCUGGUCCCAUUACAGUGUCUGUUGUUGAAGAACCUCAAAAAUGGCGCCUCAUCUGUCUUGGGUUGGGAUUUCUAAUGUUGCUGCUUGCUCCAGUCGUCAGCAGUUGGGUUCCUUUCUAUUAUAGCAGUUCAAUGGCAAUAGGAGUUCUGCUUGUUGUUAUCAUUCUUCUUUUCCAGGGAAUGAAGUUAUUGCCAACAGGAAGAAAGAGUGCCUUCUACCUUACCUUGUAUGGAUCAAUGCUUGGAGCUGGAUCUUUCCUUCUGCAUCAAUUUUCAAUGAUGGUGAAUGCGCUUCUUGUCAAUUUCGGGCUCAGCGAGGAGAUGCAUAAUCCGGUGUCUCUUUUCCUACUGAUUGGAAUCAUAAUUGCCGGAGCUGCGUUGGGUUACUGGAUAGUGCGAAAAUUUGUCAUAUCAGAAGAUGGGACUGUUGAUGUUGGCGUAGCCCAAUUUGUGAAAUGGGCUAUGCGGGUUGUUGCAGCUACUCUUAUUUUUCAGAGCACUCUAGACACCCUAUUGGCAUUGGGAGCUUUGGUCUUGUGUUCCACUUUCUCCUAUCUUAUUAGUUCUCCGUUUUGGCAUGAAGCAGCGUACGAGUCGUGUUCUUUGAAUUGGAGUCCUUCAAAACAGUGGUCCCCGCAAGGUACUAAGCUUAGUUGUGCUGAGUUCCUUGCUAGGACACCACCAAAGGGAUCUCAGAGUAAGCUGUGGAGUAGACCAAAGAAAACUGCAGCUUGGUUGGACUCACCUGUUAAGGGUGUUGUAUCUCCCUCAUCUGAGGCGAGGAAAAACCACCCGGACUACUACUCGGUUCUCCACAAAAACCCAAAUCGGAAGAAAUUAUCGGAACAGGAGUGGGAGGAUUCAAAGGCUCACUGGACAAGGGAGGCGGUGUCAGACUUGGUCUCGUCUCCUGAGUUUGCGGACUGGGUCAUCGACCAUGCGGACAGAAUCCGGGUCGUGUCAAGUGACAGCGAUGAAGCAGUUGGUAGCGACUCGGAUUCCACCAAUGAGGUCACUGCAAAGAGCAGCAAUAGGCUUAGCUUGUUCAGUUUCUGGCAGUUUUUUUACUGAAACAUGGUUUCCUUUCCCUUUGUUACAGGACAUCCAUUUAUGACAUGUACGAUAGUUGUAAAGAGAUUCAGUCAGGUUUAGUUAGUCUCUGUAGCUGAAGACAAGGAUUCGGUUAGUCACAGGUGAGAUUUUUCUGCAGAUUAGGAUCAAUGUAUGGGCAGUGUUAGGUUCCUUUGCAAGACUUGUGAAGUAGACAUCCCGUCUUUUCAAGAAAGUGAAAGGCAUCUUGUAGUCUCACCGAUUGGAGGGCCCGGAAUCCGAAAUUUCGGCCGAUGCAUCAUUUGUGUCAUUGAAUGCCAGCAAACACAGAAUAUUGUAAAAGAGUAGUUGUCUCAUACCCAGACGUGUCUCCUCUUCAUAAGCCAUUUGCUUUAACAAUGAGAAUCAGGGUCAUUUCAUC
Punica granatum (pomegranate) is the source of this 2044-nucleotide messenger RNA. NCBI's taxonomy places the organism in Eukaryota, Viridiplantae, Streptophyta, Magnoliopsida, Myrtales, Lythraceae. The record is from RefSeq and is a predicted model, not a curated record.